Messenger RNA from Blastomyces dermatitidis ER-3, 2009 nucleotides. Its product is annotated as replication factor C subunit 5. Gene Ontology annotation, molecular function: DNA binding; DNA clamp loader activity; ATP hydrolysis activity. NCBI's taxonomy places the organism in Eukaryota, Fungi, Ascomycota, Eurotiomycetes, Onygenales, Ajellomycetaceae. The coding region runs from base 124 to 1182 and encodes 352 amino acids. Gene Ontology annotation, cellular component: nucleus; Elg1 RFC-like complex; Rad17 RFC-like complex. The transcript is spliced from 6 exons. The record is from RefSeq and is a predicted model, not a curated record. Gene Ontology annotation, biological process: DNA-templated DNA replication; DNA repair.
GCACAGACCACUAAUUAAGGGUCGCGUGCAGCACGCGUCCGAUGAUGAGAAAGUUCUCUUAUAUCAAGCAUCCACAAUUCAACAACUGCAUUUCGAUUCCCAGUACUUGAUUUACCGCUGACAAUGGCACUUCUCGUCGAUAGACUCAGGCCUAGAAACCUUGAUGCCCUCACCUACCAUCAUGAUCUUUCUGCCCGAUUAAAAUCACUCGCGCAAAGCGGUGAUUUCCCCCAUCUUUUAGUUUAUGGGCCGUCGGGAGCUGGUAAAAAGACAAGAAUAAUUGCUACGCUCAGAGAACUUUUCGGUCCUGGCGUCGAAAAGAUUAAGAUCGACGCGCGAGUCUUUCAAACGAGCAGCAAUCGCAAGCUGGAAUUCAACAUUGUCUCCUCCAUCUACCACCUUGAAAUUACCCCAUCCGAUGUCGGGAACUACGACCGGGUUGUGGUCCAGGAGCUUCUAAAGGAAGUUGCGCAGACACAACAGGUCGACUUGUCCGCGAGGCAGCGAUUUAAGGUCGUUGUGAUUAACGAGGCAGAUCAUCUCACGAGAGAUGCGCAGGCGGCCCUACGAAGAACGAUGGAAAAAUACAGUCCUAAUCUGAGACUUAUUCUACUUGCCAAUAGCACAGCGAAUAUUAUCGCGCCCAUUCGGUCCAGAACUCUCCUUGUUAGGGUCGCCGCGCCCACUGAGGCUGAGAUAUGCCAAGCGCUGCAAGUUGCAGAGAAAAAAGAAGGCUGGGCAGAGGCACCAGGCCUUAACAAACGAAUAGCCAAAGAGAGUGGGCGGAAUCUAAGACGUGCUCUUCUCAUGUUAGAAGCUAUAUAUGCACAGAACGAGAAAGUGACGGAUGACACUCCUAUCCCGCCACCAGACUGGGAGGCAUUGAUUUCUUUGAUAGCAGAUGAAAUCAUGGCAGAGCGCUCACCCGCCAGAAUUCUUCAGGUUCGAGCGAAAUUAUACGACCUUUUAACGCAUUGUAUCCCUCCAACAACUAUCCUCAGGACGUUGACUUUCAAAUUAAUACCUAAAAUCGACGACGCAUUGAAACCCGAAGUUAUCAAAUGGGCAGCUUUCUACGAACAUAGGAUAAAGCUUGGAAGCAAGGUUAUAUUUCAUCUGGAAGCGUUUGUUGCUAAAUUUAUGCGAGUACUCGAGAGCUACUUAAUGGGCCUCGAAUUCUAAGCACUCGUAUCUCUUCCAUGUCGUUAACGCAUGGCGUAUCUGGCGUUUUGGGGCUGUGGCUUUGGUUUGCUCUGAGAAACCGUGCAAUUGGGAUCAGGGUCAUUGCUGUGAUUUUUUAGUCUUACGCUGUGGUUUGAUCGUGCGCUGCGCAGGGUGGAGCAACGCCUAUCGAAAGCAAAAAGAUAGCAAUGUGCCAUUGCCAAUCUUUAGAAUCCGGUUAUACAAAAUCUGUUUAUAUAUUCCUCUGUUUAUUGGGAAUCCCAAAUGUGCCCAUUGUCUAUUCCAGGAUGCCCCCUUCAAAUAUCCAGACAUGAGCCACGUUAUUUUGCGGCAAGUAAGAAUGCACACCAAUUUUUUUAUUGGGAAAGCUCUUCUAUUCGACACAUGGAUAUUUUAACGCCGUAAUGUACAUGUACACGGAGAAAAACGGAAAGAAUUUAUUGCGAUUGCGCAGGUGCGGAAACCUCCGGCGGUGGUGGUUGUGCUGCCUUCGAAUUCAACGGAACUUCUCUCCGCGCCCUCUUCAAUGAUUCCAGCGUAACGCCAUUCUGCAGUUUUGUAAGGCCCACCAUAGGAGGAUCGCCCUUCUUCACGAAUUCAUAAAGCCCUAUGAGGAAAGUCUGUGUUAGCUAUCCGCCAUGCGUCUCUGUCUCUACUCAAACUUCCAGCCGGAAAACAAAACGCAGCCUAAGAAACAUACCAGGCAUCUUGGCGGCUGCCAAUCUAAACGCCUCUCUCGCUACUUUCUCGUGGAUAUCCCCCUUCAAUUCGAAAAUGAUUCGAUUAACCGCGACUCUUGCAGCCCAGUAAUCGAAUUUACCCUUUCC